This is a messenger RNA of Microthlaspi erraticum, 585 nucleotides long. The record is from the annotation of a GenBank genome assembly. Lineage: Eukaryota; Viridiplantae; Streptophyta; Magnoliopsida; Brassicales; Brassicaceae.
AUGGACGGAGCUCCUAGAGGUCGUAGCGCGAGAGGGCGCGGUGCUAGAGGUCGUGGCGGCAGAGCUGGAGGCCGAGCAGGCCGAGGUCGAGGUCGUGGACUUCCGGAGGAAUUGGGAGCAGAGUCGUCCCUGAAAAGUGGGCCACAAGCAGCUGCUUGCUCCCAAGGCCGGCUCUGGUCGGGAGAGUGUGUUGCGCAGAGUGUGACGACUGCGUCGGUGACCCAGUCAGUUCCAUUGGCGGGUGAUGCCAGUGUGAGUGUUGGUUUGGGAGCUGCUCCGGGUGGGGGUGGCGCUCCGGCUCCGGGUCGUGAUGACUUAGUGGUGGAGUUGCUGACGCAUUUAUUGGCUCGUUUUCCGCCGGGGGCUCCAGGAGUACCGCCAGUGGCGGGGAUGCAGCAUGUUGCUGCAGAUGUUGUGCAGCCGGAGGCUGUGGGUGCGGGUGUGUCCCGUUAUUUGGAGUUUAUGGGCCACAUGCAGAGAAUUGGUACGCCUUUCUUCGAGGGCAGAGUUGGUCCGGAGGAGGCAGACGCGUGGCGUCAAAGAGUGGAGCGGAAGUUUCAGUCGAUCUGUUGUCCUAUGGAGUAG